Dermochelys coriacea (leatherback sea turtle) is the source of this 6761-nucleotide messenger RNA. It is a transcript of the gene NEURL1B, whose product is annotated as neuralized E3 ubiquitin protein ligase 1B. Gene Ontology annotation, biological process: ubiquitin-dependent endocytosis. The transcript has 5 exons. Lineage: Eukaryota; Metazoa; Chordata; Testudines; Dermochelyidae. The record is from RefSeq and is a predicted model, not a curated record. Gene Ontology annotation, molecular function: ubiquitin protein ligase activity. Gene Ontology annotation, cellular component: early endosome. Bases 399 to 2069 code for a protein of 556 amino acids.
CGGGCUCGCAGGCCCAGGGUGUAUUAACGGGGGGCAGCCCGGUCCCGCCUCAUGAGCUGGUUCAGAUGCGGAACCCGCCCGCUGUCACCCUGCAGCUUCCCCUAGGGUCUUGCCCUGCGGCCCCCGCUGCGCGCCCGGGCCAGGUUCCGGCAGCCGCCGGCUCCGCCCCGGCAGGGCGGGCCCUGAGCCCGCGCCCAGCCCCCCGGAGGCGGCCCGGCCGCGGGGAGCUGCCGGCUGCCGAGGCUGGCUCAGUGCGGCUCGGGCUGCGGUGUGGGGAGCCUCGCUGAGCGGAGCCCGGGCACUGCAGGAGACGCUCCCAGCCCCCGCCGGCAAAUGGCCCUUCGGAGCGCAGCGCAGCCCCGGGCCCGCAGAGCGUCCGCCCCCCGCCGCGCGGAGUGAUGGGCAACACGGCGCACAAGAGUCUGCCAGACACAAGUCACCAGACUCGCUCUGUGUCCAGCAGACCUUACUACACGUUGCCCAACAGCAGCCAUGAAAGGCGCUCUCUCCUCACUAUCGCGGAGCCCCCGCGUUUCCACUCCCAAGCCAAGGGCAAGAAUGUCCGUCUGGAUGCCCACUCCCGCAAGGCCACCCGGAGAAAUAGCUUCUGCAAUGGGGUCACUUUCACCAACCGGCCCAUUCACCUCUAUGAGAAGGUGCGGCUCAAGCUAGUGGCCGUGCACCAUGGGUGGAGCGGGGCACUUCGCUUUGGCUUCACCAUCCACGACCCAUCACAGAUGAGCUCUGAUGACAUACCAAAGUAUGCCUGCCCCGACUUGGUGACUCGACCUGGAUUCUGGGCAAAAGCUUUGCCAGAGAGGUUUGCACUGAGGGACAAUAUCCUGGGAUUCUGGGUCGACCGCCAUGGGAGAGUCUUCUAUAGUAUUAACGAUGAGGAGCCAAUAUUGUUUCACUGUGGUAUUAAAGUCUCUGGGCCUCUCUGGGGGCUGAUAGAUGUCUAUGGAAUUACCCAUGAAGUGCAAAUGCUAGAUAGCAUGUUGGCAGAGACCAUGACCUCUGCCCACCUCAGUAGUGCACGACUGAGCACUUGCCUUCCUCAGAGCAGUCACGAUUCCGCCAACUUCAAUAACAACGAACUAGAGAACAACCAAGUGGUGGCCAAAAUUGCUAACCUAAAUUUGAGUCGGGUGCCGGGGCUUUCAGUGGAUAACCACAUAAUCCCCUGUUGCCCAAACAGGCGGCAGCGUGCCCAAGGUGUGCCUGCCUUUCUGGAUACGGAUCUGCGUUUCCACCCCAUCCGCGGGCCUGAUGUUACCUUUUCUCAGGACCGCAUGGUGGCGUGCACCAAUUGGCAAGAAAGCAAUAGGACUUUGGUGUUUUCUGACCGGCCUUUGCACAUUGGUGAAAGCCUCUUUGUGGAAAUAGGACUCCUAGAGUUGCCAUAUCAUGGGGCCCUUUCGUUUGGCAUCACUUCUUGUGAUCCAGGUACUUUACGGACAACUGAGCUCCCAGCGGAUCCGGACUUUCUCUUGGACCGCAAGGAGUACUGGGUCGUUUACCGAGCAUUCCCAGUCUUCAGCAGCGGCGACAUCCUUAGCUUCAUGGUCUUGCCAAACGGAGAAGUGCACCAUGGGAUGAAUGGAGUCAGCCGAGGGAUGCUUAUGUGCGUGGACACCUCACAAUCUCUCUGGGUGUUUUUCACAAUCCAUGGUGUAAUCAACCAGCUCAAAAUAUUAGGCACUGUCCAGUCCAGCCCAGGGACUACCUCUCCCUCAGGAUCCCCUGGAGGCUCACAGUAUGACAGUGACUCAGAUAUGGCCUUCAGCGUGAAUAGGUCCUCAUCUGCUUCAGAGUCAUCACUAGUGACUGCUCCAAGUUCCCCUCUGAGUCCCCCCGUCUCUCCCGUCUUUCCCCCUCCAGAGGCCUCGAGCAGCAAGAACGGGGAGUGCACUGUCUGCUUCGACAGUGAAGUGGACACGGUGAUCUACACCUGCGGACAUAUGUGCCUGUGCAACACCUGUGGUCUUAAGCUGAAGAAGCAACUCAAUGCCUGCUGCCCAAUCUGCCGACGAGUCAUCAAAGAUGUUAUUAAAAUAUACCGCCCUUGAUCUCACCCUCCCUCAGGGCAUGGGAGGAAAGAACUCUGCUAGCAGUAACCAUGCCUUUCCAUCCCUGCUUAUGGGUUAUCAUGCUGGUCGGUCGUUACCCAGUGGCUCACUGUCUGUAUUUCCAUAUUUGACUGGUAGAACAAAUCAGGGAUAUAACUGAGCUGAGGAGCUCUCUGGUCUGAAUGGGGCCUGAAGCUAAGGCUUCCAAGUAGACAAGGCUUCAAAAAGAUGCUGCUCCAUGAAGCCUGCCAGCAAAUUGCUGGUAUGGGCCCAUGCUAACUGCAAAAGAGAAAUUUCUUGUGCAAUGGCUUUUUUUUUUUUUUUUUUAAGGGAGGGUGUGCUGGUGUGGGGAGGGAGUUUAUUAAUCUUUAUGGCGUCUCCUGGGUCAGGAGCUCCUGCUUUCACACCCAGGGAGUGAAAACUUAAACUGCCACUGUACUUGCUGGGGGGAUAGUGCUUCUCCAGACAGCACCAUGUGAUGGAACAGAGUCAGACUCAGCCCUAGGAUAGUAGCUAAAGGUGGAACUGAAUGCUUUUUAUAUCAUAAAAAGAAUAAAAAUAUUAAAUCCCAAAUCAGGGACUGAAUAUAGGUGUAGACUACAAAUUACACUUCAGAACAAAGUAGUUUAGAAAUCAGGUCCUCAUUUACUUACCCCAAGACCUGAACUCUGUAGUGUCAACAACUGUACCAGGAUAAUGAGUGCCCAAAGCAGUCUGAGGUGUCUGUAUUGUCACUAGCUCUUGCAGUGGGAACACAAAACCUGAGCUUGUGCAUAUGUAAAGCACCUUUUGCAUUCACCUUCUUAAAGGAAUUGGGAGGGGAAUGCAGGAGAGAGGACUACAUGCAUAUUAGGAGCAAAGAAUCCAACUUCCUAAGACUCAAUAUAGCAGUAGACUGGCUGAGGCCAGACUUUGGCACUAGCAAGGGGAGAAACUAAUACAAUCUAUUUUAGAUCCUUAUACAGUCAAAGCAACUGUAGCAAUUUAGUUAAUAGGCCUUUAAAUGUUUUUACUGGAGUUAUUUUCAUAAUAGUCUGUUACCACCUGGCCUUCGAUCACAAGAGAGAGACACACCGAGCUACAUUAUCUAAGCCUAAAGGAAAGGAAAUGAGCAGGUAACUAAUGCAUGCAGCUAACACCGUUUGCACAAGAGGGAGAGAAAGCUAUAAUAUUCCUGUAAUUGUAAAAUGUUUUAUAUAAAAUAGAUUGCAUUGCUCUUCCCUAUAAAACAGUAUCUUCAUGGGUCAUCUAACAGCUGCUAAGCACGCAAAGUCAUUUGUGACUUAAGUCCCUUUUAACCUCUUCUUUGCAGCCUACACCUUAGCAUGGUACUUACAUCUUUCCCCACUGGUAGUAAAAUGUCUUACAGAAACCUCGUGGAGUUGAAGUCACUAAAUGCAGUGGCGGCUAUAAGCUAUUGUACCCAGGCAUCUGUGAGCAAUGGCAGCAAGGUUGUACUCUCACCAGAGAGGCUGACAGUGCAACAUUCAGUAUUUCGAAGUUCCAGAAAGUUUCCCUUUUGUCCUUAAAGUGUUGUGUAAAAGUACAAUUUAAUUUGCAUUCUCCUCUGCUCAAGGUUUUAUCCACAAAGCAUGCAACGAGCUAGGCUGUCUCUGCCCUGGCAGGAAAUCCUGUUAUUUUAGUGAGCAAUUCAGGGCAUCUAAUUGACAUUAACAAACAUCUCACUUGGCAUUACCUCCUGAAAACCAGAUUGAAGGCUAUUAUUACAUGCUGAGAUUUAAAAGGUAAAUGGAUUUCAGUUUUCAUUUUAGACAACUAUAAACUACAGAAGUCUGCCUGGGAUGUAAAACCUGCUACUACAAUGACGUGAGGUGAGGUAAGGUAGGUGUAGCUCUACUUACUUCAUGUUGGCUCUGUCUUUUGUACCCCAGAAUGGACACAUCUGUAUGCCCAUCUCUGCUUUCUCUUAGUCAGAUCAUAGAAAAAGCCUGGGGGGUGACUUUCUUACUCAGCUCUGUGCUAGUAGCAGCCAAGCUCAUGUACACACAGAAGUGAUGAGGAUGCAGUCAUGAUGGCCGAGAUGGAAAUGAGGCAUGUCUGAUUCCAGCAUAGUGAUUGUUGACAGCCCUGUGUGUAACAGCUGCUUUCUCAGGAGAGGUGCAUUUAUCAAUCUAGAAAUGAAAACAGAACAGUCACAUGCACCACAGGGCUAGAGUAGCUGAACCCUGAGAAGCCAUUUGAGGUUGUUUAUUUCUUUGGGUCUCCUCCUCUGGCCUGGUUUCAUUCCACCUUCACUUUGUUGCUCUCAGUCUUUGGCUGUUCUUGACCUGGAUGCUUUAACUGUAGCACUUCACAGUUGAGUGGCAUCAGGAAACUUGCUUUGAUCUGCCCAGCUCAUGCUUUGGAAGCUGGUGGUGGAAUAAAAGAGCUCAGAUGGAGAUUGAUCCCUUUGAAGCAUUUCUCAUUAUGUAACCAGUAACCAUAAUCUAGGUGUCCUCCUUCCCCUUUGGGUUUUUUCGUGAUGUGCAGCUGUUGAAGUACCUAAACAGGAGGAAGAGGAAAACUCUUUCUUGAAGAAUAUUAGAGUAGCAGCUGCAGCCUUAGCUCAGAUCUCAUGCACUGCAUUUCUAAACUAGCACCCUGGCUGACCUGAUUUGAGAUUUCAAAAGAGGAUUCAUUAGGCAGAUGCUGGCUACUUGGGGCCUCACCAUGCUGCACAAUAAACAUAACAACAAACGGCACCCCUUAAACUAUCAACCAACUGCAAAACUUCAGCUUAAAGACAGGAGCAGAUCUAGACCUGGUGUAAACCAUCAUAGCUUUGGAGGGACUGAGCUAAUGAUAACCUACAGCAGCUGAAGUCCUGCCACUCCCUUGGCACUUCAGAUUAAACAUUGCAACAGAGGACAGCAAUUGCAUUGCCUCUUGUGGAGGCUUCCAAGUUCUUGUAGCAGCAGUUGAGCAUGGAUUUUCUGUGUUUUGCAGCACAAAUGAAUCCUUGAACCCCACAGUAGGGAAAAAAAAUAGGUUUGGCUUUGGCUUUAGUAUUCUACUCUCUCAGUAUGCUAAUGAGCACUAGUUCAGCAGAUGUGAGAUAGAAAAGUUUCUGGCCAAAGACAGGCCAAAUGCAUUAGACUCCACCUUAGGAGCACUGAAUACCAUUAGUUGGGGUGGAUUCUGAGGUCUCUGGAUUCGGAAGAUCUUAAUGGGAGAUUGCAAGUCACCAUUUUGAUGCCUUAAGCCCAGUGGUAGAAUAUCCCCUUCACAGUCCAACGGUUAGGGCCAGGACAUUGUCCCUGGGAGCUGCUCUCUCCGAUUGUGGGUUAGGUAGGGAAGGUACUUACCAGACCUUGGCGUGUCUGGUUCAACUGGUCUCCAGUUACAGAAUCCCAGAUUCCAAGCCCCGUCACUGCUGUUCUUGAGAAAAGAGGGAAAUAGCAUGCUGCUUAUGCUCACAGAACACGGGAUGGCUGUAAAUCAAACUUGAUGGAAUUCCUUGGGAAUCUGCCCUUUCAACAACUAGAUUCAGGAGGGCCUGAUCCUUGUUUAAAAAUCACAGCCUCAACAGAGACAGGGCGAGGGAGAGACGGAGACUUGCAUAGAUUUGGGAACUGUCAUGGCUCCAUUAAGUCAAUGGCACUAUGACAGUUUACACCAGCUGAAGAUCUGGCCCCACUGACUUUAAAAACUGCGUGUAGUAUGUUUGUCAUAGUGCUUUGGCUCAGUAUGAUAGAACCAAGAUGUAGUCUAGGGCCACUAACCCAGCCACCUCCAUUGCAUGUUAUUUGGCAAAAUGGUGCAAAACACAAAUGAGCAUUCCCUGCUUUGCUGUUCCCAGGUGGCUCUCCCAAACCUAUUCCUUAAAUUCACUCAUCCCAGUGUCCAUCCUAUUGCCUUGGCCCCUGCCACCAGCAGUGUUUUUGGCUUACAUCUUUUUCAGAUGAUGGGUCAAUGCAGGGGACAGAGCUGGGAAGAGAAAACGUUGCACAGGUUUAAAUUCCCAGAAUAGCAGCUGCAAAAGAUUUCCAAAAGGGCGGCAUCCAGCAAAGACUGAGAGGCUCAUUCAUUCAGGGUAAUUAAGCUAGUUUAAUGUCCAGAGUGUGGCUGUGCCGUGGAUUGUGAAAUGAGCAUUUGUGGACGUGUAUCCCUACCUAUUCCGGUUGGUUGAGGAUUUUCCAAAGGAGAUCCCAAGAGGCCUCUGAGAUUCCCAGGAAGAAGGUGGCCUCUCAUAGGAAUUUAAUUGUUUCUACUUGUAUUGCUAUAUAUAUAUUUUUUAGUCUGAUAUGAUUGUACAGAAGAUCUGUUUGUGCCUUAUAAGGGUGUCUGUGCACUUUUUAUCCUUUUUAAAGCAACUUUAAAAAAUUUGAAAAAAAUUAACAUGGAUCAAUGGUAAUUUUAUAGAAUUUUGUGUUCACUGAAAAUCCUGCUUUUUUCAUAUUGGAGUGAAAAUUGUUUCUAUGGAUUCCCCCCUCCCACCUUGGUUUAAAAAAAAAAAAGCAGCAUUUUUAUUUUCUCAAUUUCUAAAACAGUUAAUCUUGUAUUGUUACUUUUAAAGCAGAUUGUUGGGGGUGGGGGAAAGGGGCACGGGGGAGGGGUUUGCAUUUCUCCAUGUCUAUAUUCUAUAGCAUAGUGUUCUGUGCUGUGUGUUUUAUUUUUGUCUGUUUACCUGUUUUACAUUAAUAUAAUUUUACCUGAUUAUGAAACAAAUAAAACACUGUCUUGUACAAGUUC